This is a messenger RNA of Merops nubicus (carmine bee-eater), 1236 nucleotides long. It is a transcript of the gene PANX3, whose product is annotated as pannexin 3. NCBI's taxonomy places the organism in Eukaryota, Metazoa, Chordata, Aves, Coraciiformes, Meropidae. The annotation marks the transcript as partial. Gene Ontology annotation, biological process: monoatomic cation transport; positive regulation of interleukin-1 production. The transcript has 5 exons. The record is from RefSeq and is a predicted model, not a curated record. Gene Ontology annotation, molecular function: channel activity.
CACCCCGACGGAUCCCGAGCCCGGGGCCUGAGGCUGGAGCUGCCGAGCGAUCGCCUCCUCAAGUUCCUCACCGUGGGGCUGCCCCUCUGCCUCGCUUCCCUGGACUUCGCCCAGGAGUUCUCCACCGGUUCUCGCAUCAGCUGCUUCUCUCCCACCAACUUCACCGGGAAGCAGGCGGCCUACGUGGACGCGGCGUGUUGGGACACCCUGACCCACCACGGGCUGGACGCCGAGGGCCGUCCCGUCACCACCUCCCUCUGGGCUCUCAAGGUGUUCCCCUACUCGCUGGUGGUGGUGGCGGGGCUGAUGUACCUGCCCUGCCUGCUCUGGAGACACGGCGCCGUCCCCGCCCUCCGUGCCGACCUCCUCUUCAUCAUCAGCGAGCUGGACAAGUCCUACAACCGCUCCAUCCGCCUGGUGCAGCACAUGAGGAAGGUCCACCAGGACAGCGCCGAGCCAGAGAGGUUCUGGGAGGAGUACCAGAGGGCUCGCCGGGAGAGGUAUUUCGAGUUCCCGCUGCUGGAGCGUUACCUGGCCUGCAAGCAGCGUGCCCACUCCCUGGUGGUCAUCUACAUCCUGAGGAACCUGCUCCUGCUCUGCUUCUUGGCCGCCACCUGCCUUUACCUGGUCUUCCUCCACCUCAACGUCUUCUUCCAGGAUGAAUUCAGCUGCUCCAUCAAAACGGGCCUGCUCCAAGAGGAACCCCACAUCCCCCCUCUCAUCCCUUGCAAGCUGGUGCUCUUCUCCAUCUUCCAGCUCAUCAGCGCUUCGGUCGGCGGCGUCUACGUCCUCCUGGUCCCCGUGGUCAUCUACAACGCCCUGCAGCUCUGCCAGUGGGACAAGGGGCUGCUCUCCAUCUACGAGAUGCUCCCGGCCUUCGACCUCCUCCGCAGGAAGAUGCUCCCCUGCCCCGUCAACGACCUCAACGUCAUCCUCCUCUUCCUGCGGGCCAACAUCUCCAAGCUCACCUCCUUCGGUCCCCUCAACGCCGUGGGAGCUCUGAGGGAAGCCACCCACGGCGAGCGGGACAUCGACACCGUCGUCGACUUCAUGACCCUCUUGGCCGGCUUGGAGACCACCAAACCCAAAGCCUUCGAAGAGCCCCUCGCCAACGGCGCCUCUCCAGACAUGAAGCCUGGAGUGGAAGAGCUGGGAGAAGCUUCCCGGGACCACGUCGUGUCCAUGCCACCCAAACUUCCCUGCGGGGACUGCAGGAAACGGGGAGCAGAGGACUAA